Gavialis gangeticus (Gharial) is the source of this 1123-nucleotide messenger RNA. RefSeq names its product TNF receptor superfamily member 17 (gene TNFRSF17). The transcript has 3 exons. The coding region runs from base 134 to 664 and encodes 176 amino acids. Gene Ontology annotation, biological process: tumor necrosis factor-mediated signaling pathway. NCBI's taxonomy places the organism in Eukaryota, Metazoa, Chordata, Crocodylia, Gavialidae. Gene Ontology annotation, molecular function: signaling receptor activity. The record is from RefSeq and is a predicted model, not a curated record.
AAGAGGAAUUUUGAGAAAUAGUUAGCUGCUGUCGCUAGUAAUUCUUACUACGACUCAUGCAAAGUAACACGUGAGGAAGUCCUUCUUACUUUUCUUGUCUUUACUUUUUGACCAUUUCUGUUUAUUGAUCCUGAUGGCUCAACAUUGCUUCCAAAAUGAAUAUUUUGAUAGCUUGCUGCAGUCCUGUAAGCCUUGUCACCUUCGAUGCUCCAGUAAGCCACCUUUUUCAUGUCAGAACUAUUGUAAUGAGAGUGCUGCAGACCCAGUGAAAUUAUCACAUGGAAUUAUUUGGAUCUGUUUAGGCAUAGGAAUACUUUUAACAUUCGCAGUGUUUGUAUUAAUGGUCCUAUUUAAAAGGAGGUACUCAAAACCAUCAAAGGAAGAAUUGAAAAGUACAGAACCUUCCGUGAAGCUAAAUAUUAUACUCCAGACUGACACUGAGAGCUGUGUGAAUGCAGAUGGAAUUGGAGAGACACUCCAAAGUGAAUCAUCACUCAUGUAUUCAGUACAGGAAUGCACUUGUGUGGACUAUAACUUGGUGAAACCCCAAACUGGCUUUGAUACCUCUUUCCCAUUACCAGCCACAGAGGAAGGAGCUACUGUUUUAGUUACUACAAAGACUUCUGAUUGUUGCAGCCAUCUUCCAGGUGUUGUACAACUGUGAUAGGGAGAGAAGUGUUUUUACUGCACACAGUGAAUCAGUUCAUAGUGUAAUAUAGAGAUAAUAUAGUCAUACUCAUAAAUCUUAUUACUAGCAGUUACUAGGGAAGAUUAGUAUAUCAGGUUUCCUUGUAGCUCUUGUAUUUCACUUUCAUUGCUUUUGUUAUAUUGCUUCUAAUUUUAGCUUAUUUUUAUAUGUAUAUUUUUACAUUAUUGCUUGAAGCCAAGGUAUUUACUAGAAUGUAUAAGCUAUAACAAUCUCUGCGUGGGUUGAAUGUUUUUGCACUAGCAUUUAAAGACUAUAUUUACUUAGUCAAAGGGGUGGAUGCACACAAUUUAUAUCAAUAAACAAGUUUAUAUAUAUUUUAUGUAAAAAAUCUUGUAUCAAACUGUUGUCUGUAGUAUGAAAACAAGUGUACAAAAGUGAGCAUAUAAGUUAUAUGGCAUGGAUAGACUCUUAGGA